UGAGCCAUCCCUCCAGCCCUCAGUUAAAGUAUUUUAAAUGAUACAUUUUAUGUUUUAUGUAUAGUAACAUAAUAAAAUGAUUUUUCCCCAGAAAAGGUUAAGUAGCUCACUCAAGAUAAUGUAUCUAGAAAGUGACCAAGCUAGAUUGGAAUUGGACCAGAAACUUGAAAUGGCACUUGAGCUGAUGCUCCGAAUACCUGAGCAGCCACCAAGACAGGCCAUCUGGGCUCUUGUCAUCACUGUCUUGUGUGGCCUUACACAGACUGGUCUUUGGAGAGCUCAUUCUUGUUAGCUAUUAAAUAAUAAGAUUUAAGUGUCUUGGACGGGUUUGACUUGCUGCAACCUGAUGACAUUAUUACUGUCUAUGCAGCACUUUUGACAUAAGAGCAUGCAGGCUCUGAAACCUUGAUCUCAUUGUGAUACCGUUUGCCUCUGGGAUGUUCCGUCACGCAGGAGCCCCAGGGGAAUGAUCUGUUCCUCCUCCGGGAGUUCAUCCUGAAGUUGGGCCAGCCCUUGAGGAGGCCGCCUUCCCUCUCUCUCCCUUUUCUGGGUGAGGACUCAGGCUUGGAUUCAUUCCAGGAUAAACUUUUACCGGCCAAGAGAUAACACAACUUCAAGGUGACAACCAGGGACGUCUUUAAAAGUCCUCCUUCCUCGCUGGAGCUGCUGCAGCUUCUCUGCUCCACGGCUGCCAUCAGCCGACACCGGGCUACCAUGUGGGAACUUGUGGGUCUCUUGAUGCUCAUCCUAGCCUAUUUCUUUUGGCGCAAGUCGAAGACACUUUGCGCCAAGUACCCCAAGAGCCUCCCAUUCCUGCCCGUUGUGGGCAGCCUGCCAUUUCUCCCCAGACAUGGGCAUAUGCAUGUCAAUUUCUUCAAGCUGCAGGAAAGAUAUGGUCCCAUCUAUUCUCUUUAUCUGGGUACCACACCUACUGUGAUCAUCGGCCAGUAUCAGCUGGCCAAGGAAGUGCUCGUUAAGAAAGGAAAAGAAUUCUCCGGUCGGCCACAAAUGGUGACUCUAAGCCUCUUGUCGGACCAAGGAAAAGGCAUCGCCUUUGCCGACUCUAGUGGUGUCUGGCAGCUGCACCGAAAGUUGGCACUCAGCACCUUUGCCCUGUUCAGGGAUGGUGACCAGAAACUGGAGAAGAUCAUCUGCCAGGAAGCCAGCUCACUGUGUGACUUGCUGCUCACCCACAACCAGGAGUCCAUCGAUCUGUCCCAGCCAUUGUUCAUGUCAGUAACCAACAUCAUCUGUGCCAUCUGCUUCAGCAUCUCCUACGAGAACAACGAUCCGAUCCUGACCACCAUUAAGACCUUUACGGAGGGCAUCCUGGACGGCCUGGGUCAUGAUAACCUGGUGGACAUAUUUCCCUGGUUGACGAUUUUUCCCAAUAAAACCUUGGACACGAUAAAGAGUUAUGUUAAAGUUCGAGAUGAAGUACUGUCUAAAAUAUUGGAAAAAUGCAAGGAGAAAUUCAGCAGUGACGCCAUCUCCAGCCUGACAGACAUUCUGAUCCAAGCCAAGAUGAAUGCAGACAAUAACAACAGCAGCGAAGACCAGGCUUCAAAUGCGUUUUCAGACAGGCACAUCCUUUCCACCGUGGCAGACAUCUUUGGGGCCGGGAUAGAGACCACCGUCUCGGUGUUGCGUUGGAUUGUGGCUUUCCUGCUGCACAAUCCUGAGGUGAUGAAGAAGAUCCAAAAAGAGAUUGACCAGAAUAUCGGUUUCAACUGCACACCAACUUUCAAUGACCGAAAUCACCUCCUCAUGCUUGAGGCCACUAUCCGAGAAGUGCUUCGCAUCAGACCAGUGGCCCCCGUACUCAUCCCCCACAAGGCUAACAUUGACUCAAGUGUUGGCGAGUUUACCAUCCCCAAGGACACACACGUGAUCAUCAAUCUGUGGGCGCUGCACCACAGUGAGGAGGAGUGGGACCAGCCAGAUCAGUUCAUGCCUGAGCGUUUCUUAGACCCGACUGGAAGCCAUCUCAUUACACCCUCAUUAAGUUACCUGCCCUUCGGAGCAGGGCCCCGCUCCUGUGUCGGAGAGGUUCUGGCCCGUCAAGAACUCUUCCUCUUCAUGGCCUGCCUGCUGCAGAGGUUUGACCUGGAUGUGCCAGAUGAUGGGCAGUUGCCCAGCCUGGAGGGUGACCCCAAGGUGGUCUUUCUGAUCGACCCCUUCAAAGUGAAGCUCACGGUCCGCCAAGCAUGGAAGGAUGCCCAGGCAGAGGUUAGCACCUGGAGGUCAUAACUAAAGUUUCCUGGUCCCAUGCUGUGCAGCCCACAGCACAGAAUUAGAGGUGCUGCUCCUACCAUCUCCCACAUCCUUCCUGACUCCUGCCCUAUUAUCUAGCCCGCAGCAGUGGAGGAUGAUAUGCCUAAAUUAAAGAUUUUCCAAUAAAA
This is a messenger RNA of Arvicola amphibius (Eurasian water vole), 2402 nucleotides long. Its product is annotated as steroid 17-alpha-hydroxylase/17,20 lyase. Lineage: Eukaryota; Metazoa; Chordata; Mammalia; Rodentia; Cricetidae. Bases 715 to 2250 code for a protein of 511 amino acids. The transcript has 8 exons. Gene Ontology annotation, biological process: hormone biosynthetic process; progesterone metabolic process. The record is from RefSeq and is a predicted model, not a curated record. Gene Ontology annotation, molecular function: steroid 17-alpha-monooxygenase activity; iron ion binding; heme binding.